AUCACAGGAUCUGCUGCUGCUAAAUCAAUACCAGAAUGUUUUUUCAGACCUUUCUCCAUUUUGUCAGCAACCUUUCUACCGUUGCAGUGGGGUUCCUUUCUGUGGUAGGACACUGGAUCCCAGGUAAUUCCAGACCAGGUCUCACUGCGACCAUGGAAAGUACUCAUCAGAAGAAGGCAACCUUCGGUAAGCGUGAGAGGCUUCCAUGUAUUGCACCACUCCUAACCACGGUGGAGGAGACGCCACAGAUGGUCUCUGCUCGAGUCCGAGGACAUUUUCCCAAGUGGCUCAGUGGCUAUCUACUUCGAAUUGGGCCUGGGAAAUUCGAGUUUGGGAAGGAUAAGUACAAUCACUGGUUUGAUGGAAUGGCUUUGCUUCACCAGUUCAGGAUAGAGAAGGGCACGGUGACCUAUAGAAGCAAGUUCCUGCAGAGUGAUACAUAUAAGGCCAAUAGUGUUCAUGACCGAAUUGUCAUCUCAGAAUUUGGCACGCUGGCUCUCCCUGAUCCAUGCAAGAAUGUUUUUGAACGUUUCAUGUCAAAGUUUGAGCUGCCUGGUAAGCAGCCUUUACUGUACCCAGAAUUUCUGGUUUCAGCAAUAACCGACAAUACCAAUGUCAACUAUGUGCGGUACAAGGGUGACUACUAUGUUAGCACUGAGACCAACUUUAUGAAUAAAGUGGACAUUAAAACUCUGGAAAAAACAGAAAAGGUAGACUGGAGCAAAUUUAUUGCUGUGAAUGGAGCAACUGCACAUCCUCAUUAUGACCCAGAUGGAACAGCAUACAACAUGGGGAACUCCUAUGGGCCACAUGGUUCUUGCUAUAAUAUUAUUCGGGUUCCUCCAGAGAAGGUGGAUCUUGGGGAGACAAUCCACGGAGCCCAGGUGAUAUGUUCUAUUGCCUCUGCAGAGAGGAUGAAACCUUCUUACUAUCAUAGCUUUGGAAUGACGAGGAACUAUAUAAUCUUCAUUGAACAGCCUCUAAAGAUGAAUUUGUGGAAAAUUGUCACUUCUAGAAUUCGAGGAAAGGCCUUUUCAAGUGGAAUAAGCUGGGAACCCCAGUAUAAUACACGGUUUCAUGUGGUCGAUAAGCACACUGGGCAGCUUCUUCCAGGAAUGUACUACAGUAAACCUUUUGUUACUUUUCAUCAAAUCAAUGCCUUUGAAGACCAGGGCUGUGUUGUAAUUGAUUUGUGCUGUCAAGAUGAUGGAAGAAGCCUGGAAGUUUACCAACUACAGGAUCUGAGGAAAGCUGGGGAAGGGCUUGAUCAGGUCUAUAAUUCAGUAGGCAGAUCUUUCCCUCGAAGGUUUGUUUUGCCUUUACAUGUCAGUUUGAAUGACCCCGAAGGAGAGAACCUCAGCCCAUUGUCUUAUUCUUCAGCCAGUGCUGUGAAACAAGCUGAUGGAAAGAUUUGGUGCUCUUAUGAAAAUCUACAUCCUGAGGAUCUAGAGGAGGAAGGAGGUGUUGAAUUUCCCCAGAUCAACUAUGGCCAAUUCAGUGGCAAAAAGUAUCGUUUCUUCUAUGGUUGUGGCUUUCGGCAUUUGGUGGGGGAUUCUCUGAUCAAGGUUGAUGUGGUGAAUAAGACACUGACGAUUUGGAGAGAAGAUGGCUUUUACCCCUCAGAACCAGUGUUUGUUCCAGCACCAGGAACCAGCGAAGAAGAUGGUGGGGUUAUUCUCUCUGCAGUGAUCACCCCUGACCAGAAUGAAAACAAUUUUCUCCUAGUCUUGGAUGCCAAGAACUUUGAAGAACUGGGCCGAGCAGAAGUACCUGUGCAAAUGCCUUAUGGGUUCCAUGGCACCUUUGUGACCAUCUGAUGGAGCAACUCGAAACACUUGGAAACUAGCUUUAAAAUGAACAUGCUCUGUACAAAAGGGAGCGCAAAAAGGGCACCUUCCCUUCCAAACCACAGACACCUGGUUUUAAAAUUUCUAUUAAAAACAGAAUUCUUGAGAUAAUAAUGGUUUUAUAAUUUUUUAGAGCUCUUUCUUAAAAACAUUAAACAAGUGUUGAUACAACC
Messenger RNA from Odobenus rosmarus divergens (Pacific walrus), 2020 nucleotides. It is a transcript of the gene BCO2, whose product is annotated as beta-carotene oxygenase 2. Gene Ontology annotation, cellular component: mitochondrion. Bases 36 to 1817 code for a protein of 593 amino acids. The transcript has 13 exons. Gene Ontology annotation, molecular function: carotenoid dioxygenase activity; beta-carotene 15,15'-dioxygenase activity. The record is from RefSeq and is a predicted model, not a curated record. Gene Ontology annotation, biological process: retinal metabolic process; carotene catabolic process. NCBI's taxonomy places the organism in Eukaryota, Metazoa, Chordata, Mammalia, Carnivora, Odobenidae.